This is a messenger RNA of Erythranthe guttata (spotted monkey flower), 1181 nucleotides long. It is a transcript of the gene YKT61, whose product is annotated as SNARE-like superfamily protein. The record is from RefSeq and is a predicted model, not a curated record. Lineage: Eukaryota; Viridiplantae; Streptophyta; Magnoliopsida; Lamiales; Phrymaceae. Gene Ontology annotation, molecular function: SNAP receptor activity. Gene Ontology annotation, cellular component: membrane; Golgi apparatus. Gene Ontology annotation, biological process: endoplasmic reticulum to Golgi vesicle-mediated transport.
CGCUACCGCUGGGCAUCAGAUCCAUCAAUCCACACUUUUUCCCAUUCGAAAGCAUAAACAAUAAAACAAUCCAACAAAUACAUAUUUCUAUAUAUAUAUUUAUAUAUAUAUACGCAGUUACGCACACAUUCAUAUAUUAUAUCCCAAUAUUUCCAAUCAUUGUUGGGUUUUUGUAUUAUUUUUCUUCCUCUAAUUUUUUGUUUACUAGCACAGAACACAAUCCUCUUAUUUACUGCUAAUUUUGUGGUUUAUUAUUAAAAAAAAAAAAAAAAAAAAGAUGGUGAAGAUCACGGCGUUGAUGGUGCUGAAAUGCAAUUCGGAGGGUUCGGAUCCGGUUAUAUUAGCCAACGCAUCAGAUCUCAGCAGCUUCGGGUUUUUUCAACGCCCCAGCGUUAAGGAAUUCAUUGUUUUCGUGGGGCGGACCGUAGCUAAACGGACCCCGCCCGGCCAGCGUCAGUCCGUACAGCACGAAGAGUACAAAGUUCAUUCAUACAAUCGAAAUGGCCUGUGCGCGUUGGGUUUUAUGGACGAUCACUAUCCUGUCCGAAGUGCAUUCUCAUUGUUCAACCAGGUCUUGGAUGAAUAUCUCAAGAACUUUGGUGAUUCAUGGAAAACUGUGCAAGCUGAUAAUGCUCAACAAUGGCCCUAUCUAAGUGAGGCAUUGACCAAAUUUCAGGAUCCUGCUGAGGCUGACAAGCUGUUGAAAAUUCAGAGGGAGUUAGAUGAAACUAAAAUUAUUCUUCACAAGACUAUCGACAGUGUUCUAGAGCGAGGGGAGAAGCUAGAUAGUUUGGUUGAUAAGAGUUCAGAUCUCAGCGCAGCUUCUCAGAUGUUUUACAAGCAGGCGAAGAAAACUAAUCAAUGUUGUACGAUCUUGUAAGUGCUUCUAUCGGAAGAUAGGGGCUAUGGCUAUCUCAUAUAUGUAUGGCUUAAGUUGCUGUUGAUAAAUAUGAAGUUCGACAGAGUUGUUUAUAUCACUUAAAAUACGGUUGUGAUGCUGAAAUCUUUUGCUUUUUUCCUCUUUUCAUCUUUGUUUCACGUUGAGAAAAGGGGGAAUCGUGUUCACGAAUUUCGGUUGUUAUGUUGAUACGAUGCUAUUUCAGUAUGAAUUUUAAGGCUUUUUAGUCAAGCUGAUUAUAUGUUAAUUGUUAUUUAAUUGAACAACCGACACGUGUAUUUAU